AUGGCCGAAGGACCAACCCGUCCAAACAGUACAAUCUACGUUGGCGGUCUUGACACCAAUCUUGUGACCGCCACAACUCUCUCGGAGGCAUUUGUGCCGUUCGGCGAGAUAGUUGAUAUUACUCUACCCAAGCCUGAGGCGCCGUCUUCGACAGAUCUACAUCGCGGCUUUGGAUAUGUUGAAUUCGAGGAUGCUGCCGAUGCAAAGGAAGCAAUCGACAAUAUGGAUCAGAGUGAGCUCUACGGACGAGUAAUCAAGGUGGCCAUGGCAAAACCCGACAGGAAAGACACCGGACAAGUUGGGCUGGGUAGCACCACUGCUAUUUGGGAACAAGAGGAUUAUCUCGCAAAAUAUGGAACAGCAAACGAGGACAAGGCUGCCGUAGAAAGCGCAAAGAACGAGAGGCCUGCAGAUCCCAUGGAUGGAUUAGAAGGCCUUGAUGUUGCUGGGCCAAAGCCUGAGUGA
This is a messenger RNA of Fonsecaea multimorphosa CBS 102226, 465 nucleotides long. RefSeq lists its product as uncharacterized. The transcript has 2 exons. Gene Ontology annotation, molecular function: RNA binding. The coding region runs from base 1 to 465 and encodes 154 amino acids. The record is from RefSeq and is a predicted model, not a curated record. NCBI's taxonomy places the organism in Eukaryota, Fungi, Ascomycota, Eurotiomycetes, Chaetothyriales, Herpotrichiellaceae.